CGCGCGGUUCCUGAGCGAGCACAUUUUUCGGCGCCGAUUCAAAAUGGCGGCGCAAAAUGAAGGAAUUUGGCGGCCCUACAAGGACCUGCUCGAGAUCGUCGAACGAGCCGUUUAUCGAAAACGUCCCGAAUAUCAACACGAUCUUGAAGUCGCGCUUAAAAAAUCUAAGCCUGAUUUCUUGACUUUAUUGAAUAAUCCUGCAAAAAAUCCAGUACACAGAAAUGAAAUCAAGCAAGCCUCUACUACAGGAAUCUACCUUCAUGGUCAACAAGAGAAACAAAAGCUUCCAGAACAAUUCAUUCAAGAAUCACUUAUCUUAAGUGACAUUCUUGACCUGAAUGAGUAUGUUUGCACUGAGCUUUUGUUAGCAGGUGAACAACAGCAGCCAAAUUUUCCAGGAAUGACGCGUGGUCUAGUGGCUGUACUUCUAUACCAUGAUGGUCGCCGUUGUCUUAUCAGUGCUCUAAAGAUACUAAUGCAGUCAAGAGAUGGUAUCACAUGGACACUUGGUUUGAAUGAAGAUUUGAGUCAAUUGAUUACUGGGUAUACUGAACAGCUUCUUGAAGAAGGCUUAGUUAACACAAUACUAAAGCAGCUGGAAAGCCUCAGUAUCCAAUCAGAACUUGAAAAGCUUCAAAAAGGUCAAGCAAUAGGAGAUGAACGGCACAAAAGACAGCUGAUUGAUUUCAUAACUGACCAGCGUCAACUUCUUGCCGAGUGCCUGUUUUGUGCCGCAUGUCAAUCAACGUUAUCAAGAAGUGACACUCUGCAGUUGAUAUCGUAUUUGAAGAAGUGUCCAGCAACAGAAGCUGAUGGAACUCUUGAUAGUGUCACCUUGACUCUCCUGAUGGCCAUGUUGUAUUGCUUUAACGUGGAUCCUUUGGAUGACGGAAGUGAGAUGCAAACAUCUUUUAGUGAGGAUGCCCUCCCACUAUUAUCAGACCAGAAUUUCAUCCCAGAUGUUCAUCAGGAACUGUGCCGCACAGAGGGAUGGGUCAAUCAAGGUUUACUUGCCACAACUCAGUUUGCAUGGUCACUAGUGUUGCGUUCAUGCAGUCAGUGGUCCAGCUUGGUGGGUGCAGUAGAAGUACUAGAAGAUGAUGGAGCUGUCUUUGAUGUGGCUGUAGAAGGAGGAGUGUUUGGGUUUUUAAGAACUUGUGUUGUUGGAGCUAAUAAUUUCCAUCACGAGGAUUAUUUUGUUCGAAGACUACAUAGUGUUGUAACAGGAUUUAUUGUGAAAAUGCCUUUGAAGGUUAAAGAAUUGCGCAACCACGGAGAUGAAGCAUGCCGUAUUAUUCAGGCUUGCUUACAAGAGGGUCGUGAACCUCCCAUUGAUCUUCCCAGACAUUUUGAAGAUUUUUUGAAACUGAUUGGUGACCUGUAUAGCAAAGAUCCCUCUGAGCUUCACCUGGCAGCUGAUUACUGGUGCCCCCCUGAACCAGUAGCCACACCCUUCUCACAGUACGGCAACAGGACUUCCCCAUUAUACAACCAACGGCUGUCAUCUAAACAAGUCAGUCUGCACAAAUUUGUGCAUCUUGCUGGAGACUUGCUUCCCGCAUCUUUGUUCAUUCCAUAUAUGGAAAUGCUUGUUGGUUUGUCCACUAGCCCACAGGCAGCCCAUCACUGUUUCAACAUGCUCAAGACCACAGCAAAUAACAGUAUUUCUUGGGAUCAUUUUUUUACCUCCAUCAAGCAGUACUACAUGGAUCUUCGCCAAGAUGGAGGUCAUUCAGGUCUUGGUUUUGGAAGUAAAGAAGUGGGUCAAGGCUUUAGAUCUCACAUGGGUAGCAGAGGAAUAACACCAGUUGAACAAGAGGCUUUAAUGGCAGUCCUUCAAGUAACACAAAAGAUUGCUGAACAAGAUGAAACAGCUCGUAUUACCUUGUGUGAGAGUCAAACAUGGCUUCCUGUUGCUUCUCUGUUUGGUCUUCUAAGUUGCACCAUUGACAUCAGAUUGAAAGGUUGCAUUCUAAACACAUUGGCAGCAUUUGCUAAGUCACCAGAAAUCGCUUCUUCAAUGUGGCUUACUCUGGAACUCUCUCAGAUUUUAGUGACUGUAAAACAACCUGGUCAGACAACACAAGACAGGGGUAUUCAGGUUGAACUAAAUGAAAUUGAAGCAAGAAGUGAAACCUACCCAGUGACGCGUGCCUUUCUGCGGCUCAUUAGAGAGCUGACAGAUAUACCUAUCCCAGCAACACUUGGUGCUGGUUACCGUGUGCCAGGGUUUGAACCUUACCUGGCGUACUUGCGUGAUGAUGUAUUCUUGAAAUUCAAUUCAAGAGGUUACCAAGACAGCAAGGAAAAAUGGGAGGUUGCAUGUGGAGUCGUUGAAGUCCUGUUCAAGCUACUUGAUGACUAUGUGCCCCAACCAGGGGAUUUUGUGGAUCAGGUGUUAGGAGUACAAGGAGGAGAGAGACACAUGGCACCCAAAGCACCUGGCUUUACUCUCAUGAUUCACAUGCUGAAUGACACACCAAUGCUCAGAAUGAUGCUGUCUAUCAUUGAUGAUGCUUCAUCAUCACUCGACCUGCUUCAAGCUACAUCAGAUGGUAGAACUGAGCUGGAGAGAACAGCCUUGUUGUGUCUCAGAAUGAUUGAAGUUGCACUGGAAAAACAAGGCCAGUUCAUGGACAUGUUACGCUCUGUCCCUCAAGCCACAUCUGUGAUGUUAAAUGCCCUGGAUCAGCUACUUAUGAGUAUUAACCCAAAAAGCCAGUCUGCCGACUACCUCCUAAAGAUUGCAAGGUACCUGACCAUUCCUCACAUCAGUCCAGAACUCAGUCUUUCAGCCAUCAAGGUGUUGUGCCAAGUGUGUCAAUCUCAGGCUGUCCAAACACACCUGGUAGGAUUACUGACAGCAAACAAGGCCAUGUCUCUUCAGAUUCUCAUUGGUUUUGUUGAACAUCUUGAUAUCAAUGAACCAGAAGAAUCUCUGACUAAAGAUUUACAGGAAAUUGGAGAAGAAUAUCUUGACGAGAAAUCUUACGGUACCUCUCAACUGCGUAACGCCACCCGUCAGAACAUUGUUCGCUUACUGCUGUACUCACUGGACUUUCCCGCACCAAACCUGGCUCAUUUCUUUCUUGGUUAUGAACUGAGACGACCUGUGGCCAAAACUAACCUACAACUGCCAGGAGUUCUAGGUGCACCCAAGACAUGCCUUCACGCCAUCCUGCAGCUCAUCAACAACGGUGUAGAAACACACAGGGGCCCCACGUGCAUCACAGAAGCUCCACGAUUCGCAGAACUGGCCUAUAAACUCAUCUACCACCUUUGUGCCGACAGAGACACGUCAAUGCCAACACUACGAUACUUAAGAACAAGUCACGACUUUCUCCACCAACACCUCCAACACUUGCCAUUCAAUAAACUGGUUGCCAUGGAGAUAGAAGAAGGGUUAGUGCCAGCCUUAAGUGUGAUGAAUCAACAGUCAUGGCUAUUGAAGACGGCCGCUAUUGAGUUAAAGGUGACUGCGCAGAGCCGACAAAGAUCGCAUGCGCAGAGGUUGCUUGCCUUGCUACUGAAUGAGCCAUCAGCUCUUGGAGCACUCACGUCAUCCCUGAUGCCUGAUCUCUCGAGAACUAUGAAUGAGGACACCACUGCCAUGAAUGCCAGCCAGAGUCUUUAUCAGACAAGCCUCUACGGUGCAGAACCAACAACAAAUCCAUUACAGAUGCGUAGAAAGAUUCUUAGUUUAUUGGACUCCGUUGACUUCACUCAUCAAUUCCCAGACGUUCUUCAGCUGAAUUACUUCAAUCAAGGAGUCACUGAAAGAGUGAUUGCUUCGUGUGAACAGAAGUCCGAUGAAACUGGAGUAGUAUACUGUAAUGUUCGUGAUUUGCAUCGCUUGUUGAAUAAUGAGAUCACUAGCGUCCAAGGGGCGGCUACCGCUGGACAGAAGAACUUCCUACUGCAGGAAGUGAAAGAAAUUCUCGAGCACGUGGUUGAACGUAACAUAGUCCGUGAAAAUCUCCAGGGCAAGAAGGAAACAUUUGAAUCAUGGCGGCAGGUGGUGGAAGUUAUCUUGGCAACUUGUUCGCAUGACAUUUUACCACGCGAUACCAAACAAGCUGUGAUAUUGGAAAUCCUGCAGGACCUGUUGAUGAAGAUUGCACAAGAUAACGCGCUAACAGAGCUCACCUCACCUGUAUCUGGGGUUAUUCUUACCCUUAUGACACAUCUUCGCCACAGUACCCUUCCUUGGGAUACCCAGGGAUCUUCUACCUCGAAUCUAAAUGGCACCACACAGGGAUCCCAGUCAAUGAUACUUCGUGGCACCAGUACACCAUCAGGACCUUUGUUUGCGAUACUAAGGGGAAUAAUCGAGGCGGUGCUGAGAUCAGGUGGGGGACUACAACGAGUAAGGGCUAAUCUGUACGCAGCGAUGUUGUACUUCAUGCAGAUGGCUCAAAAACCACAGGGAUCCCAUGCAUCCAAGGGAGUCCUGGAAGGCGUGCUGUCUCAGGCUGGGGAGUCAUGGGAGCUAGGCACUCUGUCGGUGCUGUCGAGUUAUGGUGAACCCUUAAUGGAGGUGAUCUGUAGAGACGCAUGUGAUGGUCAUGAUGUUGGACGGAUGUUAGCGUUCUCGCUGCUUGAUUCCAUCGUCACAAUUGACUGGCAGAAUCGAUGGCUCAACUACUUCAACAUGAAGGGGUUCUUGAGAAACAUUAUCGAGGGACUCCUACAAGAAGACGACAGGCUUCUGGCCAUGUUGGACCCCUCACCCGAACCCUUAAAGGCGCUUUACAUCUACGAAUCCAAAAUGGCCCUUCUAACUUGCAUAGCUCAGACCCAAGAAGGGGCCGAAGUUCUUCUACAAUCAGGCCUGAUGUCGAGGCUCGCAGAGUGCAAUUUCUUGAACCGUCGGCCUGAGUACGAGUCACGUGGGAGCGUCAGUGAUGGAUACUCACGUGAUAGCUUUGUUCCCUCGGUGAUGGAGAGAUAUCGUCAACUGUUGCUUCCGGCUCUUAAGGUUAUGGGUGCUGUACUUACGUCACUGGGUCGUGGACAUCGAGAAGCGUCAAUGAAGGUUCUCGGCGUCGUAGUUGCGCACUCUGAUGUUUUCAUUAGUAUUCUACAUGACAGGCAACCCAUGCAUACCUCUGCUUCCCUGCAAGAAUUAGCCCUAGUAACUUCGAUCAUCUGCAACGCUGGUCUCACAGAAACAAGUCUUCUCGAAGAUGAGUCCUUGUUAGAAGAUGAGAUAAGGUUUCGAGGUCCUUUGGCCAGAAUACAAAGACUAAUGAUGGCUUUACUGCCAAGAUACUGCUCCAAGGACUAUUGGGAUAAGGUUAUCAAGUCUGCUAUGGAACAGAACCUCCAUGGAUUCGAACACGAAACUCCAAGCGUUAAACUCAGCAUCGCUGCUCUGGAGACCGGCGUCAAACUGCAUCAGAUAUGUUCUAGUAUUGUAGCCUACUGCAGGACAGUGGUCAAUGAUGCAGGUUCAUCUGGGCCACAGUACCACGUGGUGUUUGGACCUAGUCUAAUCGACGCAUCUUCCAGAGAAAGCAGACUACGAAGAGACGGCUUCCGUACUCCUCCCGUGCAAUCUCAUCGUCCACCUAGUCUGGGUAUUCUAGUCAACGUGGUCAAGGAAUGUACUGAGAGAGCUUUCAAAGCCGUAGAGACGCAUAAACAAACAAACAUGAAACUAGAAAACAUCCACGAACUAACGAGUGAAGAACUCAAAGAG
Molecule: messenger RNA, 5701 nt
Organism: Actinia tenebrosa (Australian red waratah sea anemone)
Lineage: Eukaryota; Metazoa; Cnidaria; Anthozoa; Actiniaria; Actiniidae
Product: nuclear pore complex protein Nup205
Biological process (GO): nuclear pore organization
Cellular component (GO): nuclear pore; nuclear pore inner ring
Molecular function (GO): structural constituent of nuclear pore
Source: RefSeq, a predicted model, not a curated record